Messenger RNA from Peromyscus maniculatus bairdii (prairie deer mouse), 2369 nucleotides. RefSeq names its product cytotoxic T-lymphocyte associated protein 4 (gene Ctla4). The record is from RefSeq and is a predicted model, not a curated record. Gene Ontology annotation, cellular component: membrane; external side of plasma membrane. NCBI's taxonomy places the organism in Eukaryota, Metazoa, Chordata, Mammalia, Rodentia, Cricetidae. Gene Ontology annotation, biological process: regulation of T cell proliferation; B cell receptor signaling pathway; negative regulation of regulatory T cell differentiation.
CUGGCAUUUUCUCCCCAUGAAAUGCAGUUAGGUGAAAUAAACUCUUUUGUGUACUGAGGGGCUCACAGAGGGACGGACCCUCACGGCUAGAACACAUUUUUUGUGGAUGCCUUCCAUAGACAAAUUCUGCCAUCAGCCCUAGGACUACGGGCUUGCCGUGAGGAUGUCAAGGAAAAGAACUGGGCGGUGAAAGGUGACCAGAUGGCUGGAUAAACUUGGGAUCGGGAUGAGGGGCGCCUUGUACGACAGGAAAUUCUGCUCUCCAAGGCUCCACGGAUCCAAAUCCUCGGAGGUGACUGGAAGCUUCAGUUUCAAGUUGAGUAGAUUUUUCCAGCCCUGGAUCUGCUUGUUUUGUCAGUUUUACUUUGAGUCUUGACGACGUCGUCGGACGGAACAGCUCAAACCCACGGCUUCCUUUCUCGUAAAACCAAAACAAAAAGGUCCUCUGUUCAGGUGCCGUGUUUGUGGUACACACAUGUAGCACCUACCUGGGAUCAAAGCUGUCUAUAUAAAGUCCUUGAAUCUGUGUGGGUUCAAACACAUUUCAACGCUUCAGGAUCCUGAAAGGUUUCACUCCGCUUCCUGAAGAUCUGAGCACGGUUCCCAUAAAGCCAUGGCUUGUCUUGGAGUCCCGAGGUGCAAGGUUCCACUGCAGCUAGCUUCUAGGAACUGGCCCUUUGUGGUCCUGCUUGCUUGUCUCUCCAUCCCGACCUUCUCCAAAGCCAUACAUGUGACCCAGCCUUCGGUGGUAUUGGCCAGCAGCCAUGGUGUCGCCAGCUUUCCAUGUGAAUACACAUCUUCACACAACACUGAUGAGGUCCGGGUGACAGUGCUGCGGCAGACAAGUGACCAGAUGAUGACUGAGGUCUGUGCCUCCACAUUCACAAUGAAGAAUAAGUUGGGCUUCCUAGAUGAUCCCUUCUGUAGUGGUACCUUCAAUGAAAGCAAAGUGAACCUCACCAUCCAAGGACUGAGAGCUGCCGACACUGGACUGUACUUCUGCAAAGUGGAACUCAUGUACCCACCACCAUACUUUGUGGGCAUGGGCAACGGGACCCAGAUUUAUGUCAUUGAUCCAGAACCAUGCCCAGAUUCUGAUGUCCUCCUUUGGAUUCUUGCUGCCGUUAGUUCAGGAUUGUUUUUUUACAGUUUCCUGAUCACUGCUGUUUCUUUGAGCAAAAUGCUAAGGAAAAGAAGUCCUCUUACCACAGGGGUCUAUGUGAAAAUGCCCCCAACAGAGCCCGAAUGUGAAAAGCAAUUUCAGCCUUAUUUUAUUCCUAUCAACUGAAAGGCCAUUCGUGAAGAAGAAAGACUGUAUUUCAAUCUCUAAAAGCUGAGGCAAUUUCAACUUUCUUUUCGCUCUCCAGCUAUUUUUCCUCGGUUGUGUAUUUUAAGGAGAGUGUGCCUCCUUACUAUGAAACUGGAUGCAGAAUUCAAAUUAAGCAUACUACAAUUUAAAGCUAAGGACCAAGAACAGAGUGCUGGGAUAUUUCUGUUAUGUCAGAACAAUUUUAGUGAAAGCAUCACUCAGAAGCAACAUAAGGAUGUAGCAUUAUGACGUGGGGUCAGGGAAAUAUUAGGAAAUGGCACAGUCCAAAGAAAGGAAGGGGAUGAAAGAUAGGGUUAUAUUGUCCACACCUUGUAUUUACCUGUGAGAUGUUUGACUUAAAUAAUUUUUAAAAUUUUCAUGCUGUUAUUUUUUUAACAAGUGUAUAAUUACAUGAAGAUUUAAAAAUUUGUCCACACAGCUAUGUGAUAGCCAGUGAUUCCAAUGGUUAUAUUGUUCCAACGUGUAUUUUUAACUGAUAUUAUACCUGGGUGUUUCAUGUGCUGUUAUGUAUUUGUUGAUGGUUUGAAUAUAAACACUAUAUAUCAGUGUCUUCCCACAGUGGGUUCUGGGGAAGUUUUGUUGGGGAGCUCAGGACACUAAUAGAUCAGGAAGGACACAAGGUCCUGGGUUUACUGGCUUGGAAAUUGGAUGAGGCUGUAGCUCAGUGCUCAGUUGUACUCAACUGGGGUUGACUUCAGCACUGGGGUUUUUUGUUUUGGUUUUUGUUUUCUUCAGUGAUUUGCAAGGAAACCAAAGCUGGUGGUGUCUGUGUAAACCUGACAGAACAUUGUUUUCUGGGAACUGUUUCAUUCAUGAGCCCUGUAGGUCUGGUCUUCUGGGAAGCUCCAAUACUGGGGCCCGUACUCCUCACAGAACACAAAGUUUAUACCACAGAAAGAAGAAAUCAGCAGGAGGUAGAAUGGGUACAUGAAAGUUCCUGAAAACUAACACUGUUGUGUUUUUUUUUAACUCAAUAUUUUCCAUGAAAAUGCAACAACAUGUAUAAUAUUUUUAAUUAAAUAAAACUUGUUUGGUGAUU